AUGCGAAGUUUAUUUUUUUGUCAUAUCCGCGGUUACGCCGCACACGUGUCAUUUGGUGCAUUGAUGUAUUCUUAUGUUAUUCAAGCGUGUUAUCGUCUAAUUGGAACAAUCUAUUACCAUCAGAUAUCUCUGAAGAUUUAUACAUACGCAAUUGGUCUUCAAUGGAUAUUUGCUGUAGUACAACUUCUACCGAUUCUACUUGGAAAGAACCAAGUCUACAUUGAACAUGAAUACUUGUGUCAGAUUGCCAUUGAAAAUAGCAAAGGGAUCUGUUAUAUUAAUUUAACAAAUUAUGUCAUACCGGUUAUGAUGAUUGUGUUGAUAUAUUAUAAAAUUACAAAAUCCGUGCGAGAAAAAGUGAAUAAUGGGACUUACAGGUAUAACAUUCAUCGUGCACGUCGUCAAAUGGUGUUAACUCAACGAAUUCUCAUUUUAAUUACAAUUAUCUUUGUUCUUGGCGGACCUUACACAGUCUUUAUUAUCUUAGAAGCUUUCUCCAUUCGACGCGCACCGUCGUAUUCACAUCGAAUUGGUUUUAUGUUCAUCGCCAUUGCUUGUUGUUUAAGCAUUGUAACAAUCUUAUAUUAUGCUCAAACAGUGCGUGAAGCCAUUUUCAAAAAGAAUUCAUCGCGAAAGCCAGGACCUCCUCCAUCCGUUCCCAUAGCAUUAGCAUCAAUUUUAGCUCCAUCGGAUACCAUACAGGAGCAUCCAUAUCUAUUGGACAAGAAAAUUUCUUUCGAGCAUCGGGAAUCAUCGCAAAUGUUUGAUAGACAGACAGGCUUCACUUGUUUAGAAUCAAUCAACACUCGAUGGAUUCUUGUGCUCAGUUUCUCUUAA
Molecule: messenger RNA, 837 nt
Organism: Adineta ricciae
Lineage: Eukaryota; Metazoa; Rotifera; Eurotatoria; Adinetida; Adinetidae
Source: the annotation of a GenBank genome assembly